AUGGCAAGUUCAGCAUGUGAGGAUUGUGGGAGAAAUCAUGCUACAAAGAGCUGCAUAAUGCUCACUUCUUUGGAGGAACAAAAGACGGACAAGGUGUUCCAGCAAAUUGACACGAACUUUCAAAAUCAGCAGGCAUCCAUCAAGAAACUGGAGACACAAAUUGGUCAGAUAGCACAACAACUUGCAAAACGUCCACAAGGGACAUUGCCAGGCAAUACAAUGAUAAAUCCUAAGGAACAGUUGAUGGCAUUUAAAGUAGUGGAGAACGAUCCAUCCAGAGCCCCCAUAAAAGUUAAAGCAUAUAUCACUAUAGAGAGACCCAAAAGAAAAGAUGACCAAGACGUGAUUGAUGAAGCUACAAGGGUAGAAAAAUCUGCACCAAAUGCAACUGAAAAUGGAGAAAGUACAGAAAUAUCAGCUACCAAAGCACCAAGUCUAGACAAAGCUUCCAUGCCUCUCAUUCCCUUUCCUCAAAAUCUCAAGAAGAACAAACAAGACACAAACUAUGAAAAAUUUCUCGAUGUUCUCAAGAAGCUCCAGAUCAAUGUUCCAUUCAUUGAUGCGAUACUACAAAUUUUAAGUUAUACGAAAUUUUUGAAAGAGAUGUUGACAAAGAAAAGAAAGCUUUCGAAGUUUGAAACCGUGGCAUUAACUGAGGAAAGUAAUACAAGAGUCCAGAGAAAAUUGCCUCCUAAAUUGAAGGAUCUAGAGAGUUUUAUUUUACCAAUUUCAAUUGAAAAUUCCUAUUCAAUUAAUGCAUUGUGUGACACUGGUGCUAGUAUCAAUCUAAUGUCAUAUUCUGCUUACAGGAAAUUGGGGCUAGAAAAUCGAGACAUUCCAAUUAUAUUUGGUCGACCAUUCUUAGCAACGGGACGAACCCUUAUUGACAUGGAGAAGGGAGAACUAAUCUUGAGGGUAGAGGACAAGCAGGAGAUAUUUAAUAUUUACAUCAAAUAUGAGAAACCUCCCAAUAAAAAUGAUUGUUGUAGAAUUGAUAAAGAAGAGCGACCUGAUCAACGAAGCUGUUAG
Molecule: messenger RNA, 1029 nt
Organism: Olea europaea var. sylvestris
Lineage: Eukaryota; Viridiplantae; Streptophyta; Magnoliopsida; Lamiales; Oleaceae
Exons: 4
Coding region: 1-1029 (342 amino acids)
Source: RefSeq, a predicted model, not a curated record